Molecule: messenger RNA, 2046 nt
Organism: Tetranychus urticae (two-spotted spider mite)
Lineage: Eukaryota; Metazoa; Arthropoda; Arachnida; Trombidiformes; Tetranychidae
Biological process (GO): regulation of gene expression
Cellular component (GO): nucleus
Source: RefSeq, a predicted model, not a curated record
AGAUGAAAAUGAAACAAAACCUUUUGUUUACCCUUAGACUAUCAGUAAAUUGUGUUGUUAGAUUCCUACUCUAGUUGAAUACUAAUCAUCUUAUGUAGAUCCAUGAAUAAGUUCAAGAUAAUUUAGUUUCAUCUUGUUACAGUAAAAUUUGUUGCUAUUGUUGGUCGGGAAGACAAAUUAUAGGAACAUUAAUAAGAUAUAAUUUGCGGUGGAAAACAAUUUGUUAUUUAAGUGUUGCCAAUGUGGUUAAUGGUUAACUGUGUUAAUAUGAUUUGAGAAACGUUAAGGCCAUUAAUGGAAACGGUUAAAAUGUUCAUAUUGAAGACGAGGAUUCCUUUGACUAUCUAACUGGACCAACCCUCCUUCAAGAUAUAAAGUCAAAUCCAACCUUCUUGGCUUGGCCUCUUUAACUUGCCUGGCUCCGUGUAUAAGGUUGAGUCUGUAGGUUACACCGAUCAGAGAUCCAAUGGGGUUCAAGCUGUAACAGUGAGUUGGAAGGUAAACAAAAGUGCAACUUCAAGAGUUGAUCAUAAAUUGUUUAUUCACUGUUUGUUUCACCAAUCAAAUAAGUUAAAUGUCGUUUACCUCGACCAGAGCAACUAUUAACCAUCACCGUACUCUGGAUAGUUUAUGUACAAUCAACGGCAAUCAAAUCAUUUAGUGUUUCAUCUUUAAGCCUAUGGUAAAGCUACGUUCAUCACAUGUUAUCAUCGGUAUAAUACUGCAAAUAUUGUCUUUAAAUCAGCCACUUUUUUUAUCCAAUCUUUGUGUUUAAUUAACCGGACUGGCCAAUGAUUAAUUACAUGGUGACCUCGACUGAAUUAUCUUGUAAAUUGAACUUUUGUAUCGAUGCCAUUCUGGGGAAAACAAUAACUUCAUUAAGAGGACAGCAAACAGCAGCAACAUCAAGUCCUUUGGAUGGAGCUUCCAGAGUUAAUUGUAGUGUUGACCGGGAAAAUACAAUUCCAAAUGGAUUUGAUCGUUCACCUAUUAAAAUAUCAAAUUAUUCAAUUGAAAAUAUAUUAGAUUUACAAUCAUCUUCAUCGGAUGAACCCUUGAAUUUAACGCGCAAAUCAUUGACCAAUGAAACUAGAGGAGUCUCUUGUUUACCUUUGCCCUGUGAUAAGGAUCAACAUGAACCAGUCGACUUGAUAGCCACCAGUAAACCAACAUUAAUUAAAAGCUGUGGUGAACGAAUCUUCAAGUGUCAUCAAUGUAGUAAACAGUUUAAACGAUCGUCCACCUUAGCAACUCAUCUGUUAAUCCAUUCCAAUAUACGUCCAUUUGCCUGUCCUUAUUGUCCCAAACGGUUUCACCAAAAGUCAGACAUGAAAAAGCAUACUUAUAUACACACCGGGGAAAAGCCUCAUCAAUGUAAUGUUUGCGGUCGAUCGUUCAGUCAAUCAUCUAACUUAAUAACCCAUUCACGGAAACACACUGGAUAUAAGCCAUUUACAUGUGAUUUUUGUCCUAAAGCCUUUCAACGUAAGGUUGACUUGAAACGCCAUAGAGAUGUCCACCAUUCAAAUGUCAACAACUCUAUUCAUCAUUUAAUAUCAUCCAGUUCAUCUCGAUCAUCUUUACAAUUAUCAUCACAAUCUUCGUCUUCGCUGUCACCGACAUCAUCAUCAUUGCCUUCACCUUAACCAUUAAGCAUACGUAAAUUAAUGCCUUUGACCAAAAAAUAUGAACCUCAAAUAUUUGGAUUUACAAUUACAAUUUAGUAUUCUAAAUUUUUUACCAAUAUUAUUAUACAAUGAAUUUUAAUUCCUUUUCUUUAUUGUCUCUUUUUUAACACUCUUUUAAACCAUGUUCACAGUUUUAAUCAAUAACACCUUUAGUAUUAUUUAAUAAAUGCCUACAAAUAUUAUUAACAGUUAACGAACUUUAAAUUGUUGACUUUAAUACACUCACAAAAAUCAAUAAUCUAACAAUUAAUUGAAUGGUUGGUUUGUUCAGAGCAUUGUUUGCAUAUUUUAGAGCUUGAGCUGUAAUUGAACAAUCGUAAAUAUAAAUUAAAGGUUGAAUGAUUCACUGCGAUGAAAA